Molecule: messenger RNA, 1392 nt
Organism: Angiostrongylus costaricensis
Lineage: Eukaryota; Metazoa; Nematoda; Chromadorea; Rhabditida; Metastrongylidae
Source: the annotation of a GenBank genome assembly
CUGAGGUUAUUCAUUCGAUACAAUGCUAGUCGAUUCAGUGUGUCGGACGCGUGGGACCCUCGUUUUCUGGUAGACGAUGCUCUUGCGUCCGCUUCGGCAGCUCGUGUACUCGCAGCACAUGCAGCCAGUAAUACCAGAGAAGAGGUGAUAAUGCCUCCAGUAAACCCUGCACCGACCAAGAAUGGACGUGUUCAAGCUUUGCAACGACUUGCUAUUCAGAAAGAUCCAUUGCCUUCUUCACUCAACAAUAUACCUGUACAAAGUGUUAAUCCUAUGUAUCCAAAGCUACCAGAGAUUUCUGGCGACCAAGUUCGUGCAACUAUCACUACAACAAAGUCUUCAUCGCAAGGUGGUGAGCGGGAUCAAACACGAUUUGAACGGCUUCGUCGUUUAUUCUCUGCGGGCAAGACGGGUGAUAGGAAUUCUCCUGUAGCUGAUAUUGAUAUGGAGAAACUUCGGAAAGAUUGUUGGAUGGGAAUCCCACACAAACUGCGUCCUCAUGCCUGGCGGCUGCUAUCAGGAUAUCUUCCGACUAAUUAUGAGAGGAGAGAGGUCACUUUGGCAAGCAAGAGGGAGCUAUACUGGCAUUAUGUUGAACAAUACUUUCAUCUCAGGUUCGACGACCAGAACAAUGACACUUUCAGACAGAUACAUAUCGAUAUACCGAGGAUGUGUCCUUUAAUACCACUUUUCCAGCAGAAGUUGGUACAAGAGAUGUUUGAAAGAAUACUGUAUAUUUGGGCUAUUCGUCAUCCUGGAAGUGGUUACGUCCAAGGAAUAAAUGAUCUUGUUACCCCGUUUUUUGUGGUCUUCUUAUCGGAAUUCAUUCCACAGGACGUCGAAGUCGGAUCCUUUGAUGUUUCACAACUUACGCGAGAACAAUGCGACUUGGUAGAGGCAGACUCGUUUUGGUGUGUAUCAGCACUUCUGGACUCCAUUCAUGAUAACUACACAUUCGCUCAGCCUGGAAUCCAGAGAAAAGUUUUGCAACUUAGGCACUUGAUGAGCAGAGUUGACCGACCUCUGCAUUUACACUUGGAAUCAAAUGGAAUCGAAUAUUUACAAUUUUCUUUUCGAUGGAUGAAUAAUCUUUUGAUGAGAGAAAUUCCCCUUCGUGCUACUAUACGCCUUUGGGACACGUACUUGAGUGAACCUGACGGUUUUUCACAGUUCCAUAGUUAUGUAUGUGCAGCGUUUCUGCGUACCUGGUCACGAAAACUUCAAGCCGAGCGCGAUUUCCAGGGAAUUAUGAUCCUGUUGCAGAAUCUUCCAACACGAUGUUGGGGUGAUCGAGAGAUCUGUGAAUUAACAGCUGACGCCUUUUCUUUGAUGUCCGUAUUUGACGGCGCAAGGCGUCAUCUCGCUAACCAUGCAUCACCCAGGGCCACAUAG